Messenger RNA from Branchiostoma floridae (Florida lancelet), 486 nucleotides. RefSeq names its product serine-aspartate repeat-containing protein G-like. The record is from RefSeq and is a predicted model, not a curated record. Lineage: Eukaryota; Metazoa; Chordata; Leptocardii; Amphioxiformes; Branchiostomatidae. The transcript is spliced from 3 exons. Bases 23 to 430 code for a protein of 135 amino acids.
GCGCUUUUAGUGUACGUUGGUGAUGCAAAAAGGGUUGACAUGGAAACAAAUGACGAUGGUCAGAAGGAAGGGCGUACCACUGCUUUAUCAAGACGUCAAAGGGAGCUUCAGAAUCAGCAUGGUGCUGGCUCUAGCAGAAAUGAAGAGAUGCAUGACCAAGCAGGAACUUCACGCAAAAGACCAUUAUCACCUGUUACAAAACCACACAGUAAACGAUAGUGACAGCGACAGUGAUGACAACAGUGUCACCACUUUCAGUUCGUCCGAGAGUUCAACCGGCAGCAGGACCAGCGAGUCUAUGCCGAGCCUUGCCACACCCAGCGAGGAUAGUGACAGCGACAGUGAUGACAACAGCAUCAUCACUAUCAGUUCGGACAGUGUCAUCACGAUCUCGGAUGACGAUGACAACUCAGAUGGCAUGUCCAUGUAAUUGAUUAUCAAGAUUUUUUAUUGAACAUUUAUGAAUAAAAACACAUAUGAGAGAAA